Messenger RNA from Hippocampus comes (tiger tail seahorse), 6977 nucleotides. It is a transcript of the gene cux1b, whose product is annotated as cut-like homeobox 1b. NCBI's taxonomy places the organism in Eukaryota, Metazoa, Chordata, Actinopteri, Syngnathiformes, Syngnathidae. The record is from RefSeq and is a predicted model, not a curated record. Gene Ontology annotation, molecular function: RNA polymerase II transcription regulatory region sequence-specific DNA binding; DNA-binding transcription factor activity, RNA polymerase II-specific. Bases 33 to 4196 code for a protein of 1387 amino acids. Gene Ontology annotation, biological process: intra-Golgi vesicle-mediated transport; regulation of transcription by RNA polymerase II. Gene Ontology annotation, cellular component: nucleus; Golgi membrane. The transcript is spliced from 23 exons.
AGCAUCUCAUUCCUGUCUCAAUAUGUCUCAAGAUGGCGGCCAAUGCAGGAUCGAUGUUUCAAUAUUGGAAGCGCUUUGACUUACAACAACUACAGAAAGAACUCGAUGCCACCGCCACACAGCUCGCCAACAGACAGGACGAGAGCGACCAGUCCAGGAAGAAGCUCAUCGACCUUAGCCGCGAGUUCAAGAAGAACACACCAGAGGACUUUAGGAAACAAGUCGCCCCUUUGCUCAAGAGCUUCCAAGGAGAGAUCGACGCCCUCAGUAAGAGGAGUAAAGAAGCAGAGGCCGCCUUCUUAAACGUGUACAAGAAAAUAAUCGAUGUCCCAGAUCCCGUACCUGUGCUGGAGCUGGCUCAGCAGCUGCAGCUGAAGCUCCAGAGGAUGCACGACAUUGAGAUGGAGAACACCAAACUUCGAGAGACACUGGAGGACUACAACAAAGAGUUUGCAGAGGUCAAAAACCAAGAGGUGACCAUCAAGGCCUUGAAGGAAAAGAUCCGCGAGUAUGAGCAGUCGCUGAAGAACCAAGCUGAGAACCUGGCACAAGAAACGCAAAUCCAGUUACACAACGACUAUGCAGAGAAAGAGAGGAAACUACAGGAGAGCCAAGAUUCCAUGUCGUCACGGUUGGAAGAGGCCGAGCACAAGUCCCAGUCCCUCCAGACAGUACUUGAAACGACUCAGGCCGAGCUCUUUGAUUUGAAGGCAAAAUAUGACGAGGAAUCCUCAGCAAAGGCCGACGAGAUUGAGAUGGUGAUGACAGACCUUGAAAGAGCCAAUCAGCGAGCUGAGGUGGCGCAAAGAGAGGCUGAGUCACUGCGGGAACAGCUGUCCUUGAGGACCCAAUCCCAGCAGGCCGGCAGCCCGUCCAGCAAGGCCAACCUCGACACGGAGCAGGCUGUGGAGGUGUCAUCCCACUCGAGCCUGGAGGCGGAGCUCAGGGCCAAAGAAAGGGAGAGUGCACAGCUGGUGGAGGACGUCCAGAGACUGCAGGCCAGCCUGACCAAACUCCGAGAGACCACCAGCACCCAGAUCACACAGCUGGAGCAGCAGCUCAGCAGCAAGGCCGCCAUUCUCAAUGAACUUGAGGAGAAGCUUGUGAAGCAAGCAGACUAUGAGGAGGUGAAGAAAGAGUUGGGUAUUCUGAAGUCAGUCGAGUUUGGAACAUCAGACUCCAUGCAGGAUUCAUCCAAACCUCUGGAGGUGCUGUUGCUAGAGAGGAACCGUAGUCUUCAAUCUGAGAGCGCCGCACUGCGCAUAGCCAACGCCGAGCUCAGUGGGCCAGCCGGGCGGAAAGGGACAGAAGAGUCAGCACCCAAGGAGGAAACCGGCGACCACGCUUCUUCGCCCCCUCCUCCCCCUCCAUCUCUUCCUUCCUCCGCGCAGCCUCCCCUGUCUCGCACUCACAUGGAUACCCUCAACACUGUCCCCACAACCACCACCAGCAGCAGCGGGGAAACACACCCCUUCACUCCCACGGGCAUUGGACAGGACUUCUACUCUCCGGUUUUCCCGCUAGUGGGUGGCAAGAUGGCUUUGAACUCAUUGAUCCAGCGACAGCUUCUGCAGACCUUCUACUCCAAAGCCUUGCAGGAGUCGUCUGGGAUCCCCAGCGGAGCUCUGCUGUUCACCCCUUUCACGCCAACUCUCAGCUCCAUCCCUACCUCCACCCCCGGCUGCGGUUCCGCCGCUAUCCCGCUGGCAGCCAGCAGCCCCCAGCCGCCCCCGGCCAGCCCGGACAUGGCCCCCGUUAAUGGGAGCAGCACCGCCGGCAGUGCCCCUUCGCCGUCCCCGAGCCACUCAGACGCCACCACAGGGAGCGUUUUGGAUGGCGAGGACAUGGAUACGGCGGAAAUCGCCCGGCAAGUGAAAGAGCAGCUGAUCAAGCACAACAUCGGUCAGCGUGUGUUCGGCCACUACGUGCUGGGCCUCUCCCAGGGCUCAGUCAGCGAGAUCCUGGCUCGACCGAAACCGUGGAACAAGCUCACCAUUCGGGGAAAGGAGCCCUUCCACAAGAUGAGGCAGUUCCUGGCUGACGAGCAGAACAUCCUGGCGCUGCGCAGCAUCCAGGGCCGGCAACGAGAGGGCUCAGGCCAGCCCCAGCUUAGCCGAGUGUUUCAGGAUGUUCCGAAGCGGAGAGCCCUCUCCAAUACAACUUCACACACAGGUAACAUCACUGCUCGCGUCCGCACUCAAGAGGCAGGUUCAGAUGAGGCCAUCAAGUCCAUUCUGGAGCAGGCCAAAAGAGAGCUGCAGGUGCAGAAAGCCGAUUUGUCGCAUGCGCAACCCUCGUACGCAGGCCUGAAAGGAGGGGGCGGAAGCGGACUCGGAGGCGGAGGGGGGGGCAGCGGGUCAGACGAGGCCAUCCGCUCCAUCCUGGAGCAAGCUCGGCGGGAGAUGGAGGCCCAGCAGGCUGCGCUGGAACCCAUCCUCAAAGCUUCUUCUUCCGCAUCGUCCCUACUGUCUCAGAGGGACCAAAUGAGUUCGCCGCUCACUGCUCCCCUCCCUCCUUACAAUCCCCUGGCUCUCUCCCUCAAGAAGCCUCCCAGCUCCCUGCUGUUGUCGCCCUCCUCCCCGUCCCCAGUGCUGGACUUCAGCUCUGGCAUCAAGAGGGAGGGCAGGCCCUCUUCGGGGAUCGACAUGUCAUCGGACGGUGCUCUCAGGCAGGGUCGGAGCUCCGAGGGCUCGAUACGCUCCGGGACUGCGGCGGGCGGGGUGGGUUACUGGAGAGAGCAGUGGUGGAGCAGCAUGCACACGGACCCCCGCAGGUCUUCAGCAGGAGAUGAGAACUACAACCAGGAAGACUCCAAAGAGGGAAUACUGAGUGACAGUCUGUCUCGAAACAAGCCGUGGAACAAGUUGAACCAGAGGAACCGGGAGCCGUACCUGCGCAUGCAACCGUGGCUCAAUGGAGACCAGGGGCAAAACGCACACAUCCAGCAAAGUCAGAACCAAGCAGAAGGUACACCGAAAACAUCGGCGAGCUGCAGCCCCGCUCCAGAGUCGCCGCUCAGCUCAGCCGAAGAAUCUGUCAACGGCCUCACCGGUGAUCUGUCGCAGUCGUCCGGGCUCAAGCCCCCCUCCGACGAUCCUUCGUGUGGGGACUCCCAGCCAGGCACCCCUCUGCCGGUACCUGGGCAUUCGAGUUUGAGCAUUCAGGAGAUGGUUGCAAUGUCUCCCGAGCUUGAUACUUAUGCUAUUACCAAGAAGGUGAAGGAGGUGCUGACAGACAACAACCUCGGCCAGCGUCUGUUUGGGGAGACUAUCCUGGGUCUGACACAGGGUUCUGUCUCAGACCUGCUGGCCAGGCCCAAACCGUGGCACAAGCUCAGCCUGAAGGGCAGGGAGCCCUUUGUCCGUAUGCAGCUCUGGCUCCAGGACCCGCACAGCGUGGAGAAACUCAUGGACAUGAAGCGACUGGAAAAGAAAGCCUACAUGAAGAGGAGGCUAAGCUCCUUGAGUGAUGGCCAUUCUGUAGACGGGGGCCUAGUGGGGCCGGACUAUGUGCAGGGCUCUCAGAGUCCGGGGCCGCAGCAGCAACUGAAGAAGCCGAGGGUGGUGCUGGGCCCAGAGGAGAAGGAAGCUCUGAAAAGGGCGUACCAACAGAAACCUUAUCCCUCGCCCAAGACCAUUGAGGAGCUAGCCUCCCAGCUCAACUUGAAGACCAGCACCGUUAUCAACUGGUUUCAUAAUUACAGGUCACGUAUCCGACGAGAACUCUUCAUUGAGGAAAUCCAGGCAGCUGGAGGGGUCGGGCCUGGCAGUGAGGGGGGCUCCCCUUCCCUCCGCGGUUCAAAAUCAGGUGAAGGGGACAGCUGUGAUGGGACCGAAUCGGAGGGCACAGUGGAGGCACGCCAGGUAUUCGGAUCAGGCCUGGAGGAUCACAGGGGGUCGUAUAAAGACCACGACAUGGAGGCCGAUUCUGAGGCGGGGGCCUCUAAUAAUUCCCCUUCCCAGAUAGACUGCAUCCCGCCGAGCUCUAGCUGCGGGCCGGGCGGACUCGGGCUCUUUAGCCUCACGGAGGCAUCCCCCGGCAGCUCCGCCUCGAGUACAAAUAUCCCGGCCUCCGGUCCGGCAAGAAACCCCAGGGACAACAAUCUGCGCAAGAAGAAAGCAGCCAACCUCAAUAACAUCAUCCACCGGCUGGAGAAGGCCGCUAGCAAAGAGGACCCCUCAGAGUGGGAGUUCUAGCCCUCCCCCACUCUGAGCAUCCUUCGCCCCUCUUGUCUCAUAACCUCACCACCUCUAACCUUGGACCCCUCCUCCUCUGUUCCCGUUGGAGAAUGGACACAGCCAAAGUCAAGCUCAGCAGCCAUUUUUACUACAUAGCUUUCCCAAAAGAGGAAAGCGACAAAGUGUGGUUGAAAAAAAAAACCCUUAAAAAAAGAUUUACUGAAUACCUAGAAGAACAAAAUAACAGAGCUUAAUUGUCUCUCCUGAUGAUUUUUUUUUUUGUAUACUGAGAAAAGCACUUAACCGUCCUGCUGGCCUCUGGCCCUGCUGUACCUCCCCCACCCCCGCCCACCUCCCUGCCCCCCCCCAUAUCACCAGCCACUGGUGCACCAGACUGGUUAGUCCUGAGCUGGGGUUUGACCCGCGGCCGGGCAGCGAAACCUCGACUGGGUAAAGACAGGCGAGGCCUGUCACAGCAGCUGUUCCAGUGAUACACACUGCUCGAUGAUAAAUAAGAGACAGGAAUUCUCAAUUUCUUCAAGGAGAUAUUUUUUCCGCUCUUCUUCUCACCUCCCAAGUGUCCACAAACCUCCCCUCACUCAGUGAGACGCCUCAUUUUUCACACUGUAGAGUGACUGUUACAAACCCUUUGCCUUUUUCACUCACUUGCGUGUGUCUGUGUCUGUGCGUGUGUUUGUGCGCGUGUGUUUUUUUUUGUGUGUUUAGGGGUUGAGUCAGUGUGUGCCCGUACGAGUGUGUUGUCGCUUCUGAAUGGCGACGCAUUUUGUUUUUGUAUUUCACUCCUACACACUUAAAGAGGGUAACACACCUGAGCUGCCAUGGUUAUUGAUGUACGAACUUUGACCUGUUGUGUACCCCGUUCUCCUAUCUCUAUCCUGCUGACAGCCAUGUGAUGGCCAGGAGGAUCACGUAAUAAUUCCUUGCAAACACACACUCAUCUGGAAAGAAAGGAGAGAAGGAACCCUGAGGUCCUUCUUGAUGGAUGAAGGACCCACCUCAUUCUUUUUUUUUUUUUUUUUAAUUCAUAUUGCAAUUUGGUUGCCGAUAAGAGAUUGCACAGUCUUCUGACUCUAAAGAUAACAAAAUAGGGAAUUUUAGGAAGGAAUUUAAUUAGUACAAAAUAAGCAGACAAUAAGAAUAACAAAUUACUGUUGUUUUUUUUUUUUCUUGAAAAAAAAAAAAGAAAGAAAAUUAGGAUGGAAUAAUGUUGCAUUGUCAAACACGAUACGAUGACUUCACGUAGUACUGUAGCUGAUACUUGUCUCUUGCUUGAAGUUUUUUUUUUUUCCUCCUCAUUGGUAGGUUGUGCACGUCACAGUUUUGACCCACCACUGGAUCUGUGUGUGUGCGCGCGUGCACGCGCUCGCCACCAGCUAAUUUCCUGUUCACAAACACACAUCUUUUUAUAGGCCAAAUCAGGAAGUGCGUGUGUGCGCGUGCGUGUGCGUGUGUGUAUGUGUGUGUACACUGGCCUGCAUGUCAGUCAGGGUCGAGGUCAAUUCACUCAGAGUUCAAUAUACAAAUGUUAGGUUAUCAAGCUCCUGAUGAUAGGAUGUAUUGUUUUUGUUGUUGUGUUGGUUUGUUUGUUUUUUGCAAUGUACAGUACUUUUUAGUUCAAAAGUGAGUUCACUCCAACCCUGGUAUGAGUAGUUACACUCUCUUCCAGUCUUUCUUGCAUCCAGGGACUCUUUUUGUCCACAUUCAAUUCUACUGUAUACACUACAAAUUUAAAGGCAUAUCACCUUGUCCUCUUCCCACACAAGCCCUCAGUGCCUGUCAGCCCACUGCCUCCCCUUUGUGUGUGUGUGUGUGUGUGUGUGUGUGUGUGUGUGUGUGAGUGUGUGUGAGUGUGUGGUGUUUUUGUAUUUCGUACCUACUUGCACACACUACGAGUGCACAACUGACACCCUUCUUUUUAAGCUGUUUGAUGCGUUACCAUUACAUUAAUCUUCUCACCACGUAGUUUAAUAUGAUGAUUUACUGUAGCUCGGUUUUAUUGCUUUUUCUUUUAUGGGUUGUUUUUUUUUUUUGCAUUUAGUUUUGAUUUUUAUUCUGCUUAUUUAUAGGUGCUGUAAUUUUUCAUUUAAUGUCUUAUCAUUUGGGUUGACUAUUUUGUAAGGGAUUAUACUGUUCCUGAGGGCAAGUAACAUUUUUACUAGACGUUAUAGACUGCCGGCAGUAUUGGUUAAUAUUUACAGAGACGUACUAGUUCUCAUUUGUUUGUAUAUUCAUGAAUCCCAAAUGUUUAGUGUCAUUUCAAUACCUUUUUGAGUCAUGCGUUUGCCACGCUUCGCACCCCCCCUCGCCAAGCUUUUAUGAACAGCAGCCCUAAAAUGGCAAGCCCGAGAAUCCCCCAAAACAUAUCAAGAUGAUUGACUCGCAUAUCUCUUUCUGUUUUUUACUUGACUGUCGUUUUUGCGGCCGUAUCUCGGACAAGCUCGUCUCUCGCUAGAAUUCAUUCCCCUCUUUCAUCGCUAUGAACUUGAUGAUCAGGUCCCAAGUGUAUACUUGUUGUCAAAUAGGUCAAAUGAAAUCACCCGAAGAUGAGAAUGCAUUUUGAAAAGAGGUCAUAUCUGCCAAAUUGAGAUUAGACAAGUUCUACCAGCUAGCAGGUGUCUGAGGCCACACAGAAGAGCCAGCCUAUGAUUAUGCAGAAAAUUAAUCUAUAGCAGUCCGUACAGCAAAGCACUUAUUAGGACAGGGUCUAUAAAACACUACACCGGAGUUACCAUCCCAGGCUCCUGGGAAAUCGAUGCCUUUUAUUUGUGGAAGUGUUUG